Lacerta agilis (Sand lizard) is the source of this 1849-nucleotide messenger RNA. RefSeq names its product neuregulin 2 (gene NRG2). The transcript has 11 exons. The coding region runs from base 78 to 1826 and encodes 582 amino acids. NCBI's taxonomy places the organism in Eukaryota, Metazoa, Chordata, Lepidosauria, Squamata, Lacertidae. Gene Ontology annotation, molecular function: signaling receptor binding. Gene Ontology annotation, biological process: animal organ development; intracellular signal transduction; nervous system development. The record is from RefSeq and is a predicted model, not a curated record.
AGUCCUCCUCCCCAUCUCUCCCCUUCCUGUAGCCAAAUGCUACCAUUCAGAUCUGCACAGGCUGUGCAAUCGACAGCAUGUCUGCCAACAGCAGCAGAGCUGUCCGCCCAAAGCUCAAGAAAUUGAAGAGCUUAAAUGUGGAAGUGGGGGCAAAAGUUUCCAUGAAAUGCGAGGCAAGUGCUGGAAAUCCCCAGCCAUCCUACAAAUGGUUCAAAGAUGGCAGAGAACUGAAGAAGAGCAAAGAUAUCCGCAUAAAAUAUGGGAAUGGAAAAAAAAAUUCCAGAUUGCAAUUCAAUAAAGUGAAAGUAGAAGAUGCAGGUGAAUACAGUUGUGAAGCAGAGAAUGUGCUGGGCAGAGACACCGUCAGAGGCAAUCUGAAUGUGAAAAGUGUCACUACAACUCUCUCCUCUGGGCCUGGACACACUAGACAAUGCAAUGAAACAGUCAAGUCCUAUUGCGUCAACGGUGGAGUGUGCUACUACAUUGAGGGCAUAAACCAGCUGUCCUGCAGGUGUCCGAACGAAUUCACAGGGGACCAGUGUCAGAACUUCGCAAUGGCCAGCUUCUCCAAGCACCUUGGAUUAGAAUUAAAGGAAGCUGAGGAGCUGUAUCAGAAGAGAGUUCUAACCAUAACUGGGAUUUGUGUAGCGUUGCUUGUUGUGGGAAUAGUGUGUGUGGUAGCUUACUGUAAAACCAAGAAACAGAGAAAUCAAAUGCAUAACCAUUUGCGGCAAAAUAUGUGUCCGGCCCAUCAGAACAGAAACCUUGCAAAUGGCCCUAGUCACCCCCGGCUGGACCCUGAGGAAAUCCAGAUGGCUGAUUAUAUGUCGAAAAACGUCCCUGCUACUGAGCAUGUCAUACGAAGGGAAACGGAGACCACUUUUUCAGGGAGCCAUUCCUGCUCACCAUCGCACCCGUGCUCCACAGGGACUCCGACUUCAAGGCAAAGACACGGAAGCCACACUUGGAGCUUGGAGCAGACAGAAAGCCUGUCUUCGGACUGCCAGUCUGGAAUUAUGCUGUCUUCGGUGGGAAGCAGCAAAUGCAACAGCCCUGCCUGCGUGGAGGCUCGCGCCCGGAGAGAGGCUGCCUACGCUAGUGAGGAGCAGAGGAGGCCCAUGAUGCAAUACAGAGACUCCGUGGAUUCCCUUCGAGACUCGCCACAUAGUGAGAGGUACGUAUCUGCCUUGACCACCCCAGCACGCCUGUCGCCGGUUGACUUCCAUUGCUCAGUCUCAGCCCACAUGCCCACCUUUGAGAUCACGUCUCCUAAUUCAGCUCAUGCAGUCUCUCUGCCACCUGCAGCAUCCAUUAGCUUCCAGGUGGAGGAACAGCAGCCAUUGCUCCGGAGGUACCAGAUCCCUUCCCAAGAUAUGCAAAGGUAUGAGAGUUACUACCAAAGAAGGAGCUACCUGAACGAGAGCACGGGGAGCUUGCCCUCCAGCCCCUUCCGCAUCACGGAGGACGACGAAUACGAGACGACGCACGAGUACAUCUCUGCACUGGACCAGCCAAAGAGAACGGGUGGCAGCAAAGGGCGGUGGAGAAAAUCUAAACUGAACGGGCACCUGUCACACAGGGGCAAAAUGCUUAGAGACUCCUUUUCAGUGAGCAGCGCCUCGUACAGUGAAUCUGAUGAGGAGCUGGUGGCCGAGAGCACUCCUUUCUUAAGUAUGAGAAACACAGAGGAAAUGGACCCCGAUUCACCCCCUCUGUAUCGCCUGGCCGAUAGCAGGACUUACUAUUCAUUCGACAGAUGCAGCACACAGGGAGGGGGCCAACUGGCACAUCAUAGCAGAUCCAGCCAAGAUCCAGCCCCACCUUAGAGGCCGCACUGCUGACUCUUCCC